Dracunculus medinensis (Guinea worm) is the source of this 444-nucleotide messenger RNA. Lineage: Eukaryota; Metazoa; Nematoda; Chromadorea; Rhabditida; Dracunculidae. The record is from the annotation of a GenBank genome assembly.
AUGACUGAUAAAAAAGGAAAGAAGAAAAAAACCGUUUUAUCGACGACUAGUCCCUCACAUUUGGCGGAAAAGUCAAAGGCACCGCAAGAUUCGGUUACCACUAAUUGGUUGCCUGAACGUAUUUCUUCAAAGCAAUUCACCUAUAAAGGACCACUUGUAAUUCGCGCAAAGCAAGAUUCUACUGUGCGACAUGAAUUAGAAAGUGAAGAUCCAUCAAGUUUGGAAUCCGGGCAUGUUACAUUUGAUGAUGCACUUAAUGAAGCUUAUGAAGUAGGAACUGGUGUCGAAAUUCGACUUAAUAACGAAAACCAGGAUAAAGAAAGGAAUAAAAUUGUACAGAAAACUGAACAAAAGGUAAAUCAGAGAAGAAAAUCAAUAAGCUCAAAGGCUAUUCUGCUGGACCACUAUGGUUCUGCUGGAACUUUCAUUCAUGCAGUGAUUUAA